Messenger RNA from Macadamia integrifolia, 1710 nucleotides. Its product is annotated as growth-regulating factor 3-like. The transcript is spliced from 5 exons. The record is from RefSeq and is a predicted model, not a curated record. Lineage: Eukaryota; Viridiplantae; Streptophyta; Magnoliopsida; Proteales; Proteaceae. Gene Ontology annotation, molecular function: ATP binding. Bases 321 to 1379 code for a protein of 352 amino acids. Gene Ontology annotation, biological process: developmental process; DNA-templated transcription; regulation of DNA-templated transcription. Gene Ontology annotation, cellular component: nucleus.
CGCCCUUUCCCCAACACACACAAACCGAGCUGCAGAGAGAGGCAGAUAAGCACAGAGAGAGACACAGAGUCCACUACCCCAUACAACUCCAAAAACCCUCCACUAACCUUACCAGACCUUCCCCUAAACUUAUCCAGAAUCUCAUAUUAAUGUCUGAGCAAAGAACACUACUGAUGGGUUUUCUAGGGUUUUGUUUUCUGUUCAAAAAGCUAUAAAAGCUUCAGUUCACUACAUUAAAUCACUCUUUUUUUUCUGGGUUUUUUUUGGCUUUUACUGCGAAGUAGGAGAGUGGCUAGAAACGGAUUUGGGAAGAGAAAGAGAUGAACAGUACGUCGGCGGCAACCGGAAGCCGACCGCCGUUCACGGCAUCGCAGUGGCAGGAACUCGAGCAUCAAGCUUUGAUCUUUAAGUAUUUAAUGGCAGGUUUACCAGUUCCAUCUGAUCUCGUUCUCCCUAUUCGGAAGAGCUUCGAAUCCAUGUCGGCGAGGUUCUUCCACCCUUCGACCAUGGGCUAUUGUUCCUUCUAUGGUAAGAAGGUAGACCCAGAGCCGGGUAGAUGUAAGAGGACCGAUGGGAAGAAGUGGAGGUGCUCCAAAGACGCCUACGCGGAUUCCAAGUACUGUGAGCGGCACAUGCACAGAGGCCGCAACCGUUCAAGAAAGCCUGUGGAAACGCAAACUAUCUCUCCGUCGUCGUCGACGGUUACUUCACUUACCGCCACAGGUAGCAGCAGUGGCAGUGCUGGUGGCGGCGGUGGCAGUAGUGGUGGAGGCUUCCAGAGCCUGCCCUUGCACUCAAUCAGCAAUCCUCAGGCGCACUGUUCUGGAAGCAAUCUAUCCCAGUUGCAGAUGGAGCAUGUCUCCUCCUAUGGGAUUGGUAGCAAAGAUUACAGGUAUCUCCAUGGAUUAAAAUCUGAUGUGGAUGAGCAUAGUUUCUUCUCAGAAGCUUCUGGAAGUUUAAGGGGCAUUGGGAUGGACUCUUCUCUGGAUAGCACAUGGCGUCUGAUGCCAUCAAGAGUCUCCUCAUUCCCUCCAUCAAAAUCCAGAAAUGGCUCCAUAUUGGAGGCUGAAUACCCCCACCAGCUGCACUCCUUGCAAGAUCUCAGCCAUGAAACGAUUACUGCUUCACUGGCAAAGCAACAGCAACAUUGUUUCUUUGGCAAUGAAUUUGGGUCAUCAGAGCCUGUAACUGUAAAACAGGAAGUUCAGUCUCUUCGACCAUUUUUUGAUGAGUGGCCGAAGACCAGAGAUUCAUGGUCCGAUCUUGAAGAUGAAAGGUCAAACAGGACUUCAUUCUCCACAACUCAGCUCUCUAUUUCCAUUCCAAUGGCAUCCUCAGACUUCUCUGCUGCAAGUUCUCAAUCGCCCAAUGAUGAUUGAAGGACAUGCUUUCCUAUGAACUUUGGGAAAAUCUUUCAGACCGGGCGUGUGAUGCUGUUCGUUGACUUGCCGGAUUGCUCUGUUGUAGGAAUGCAUUCCCUGUUCUUAACAUUCCUCUCCUUUCAACAACUAAACUAAGACAGUUCGGAGAAAUUUCAGCUAGGCUGUUUUCUGGUUUCAUACUUCUAAAUUUGGUGUUAUUGAGUUCGACUAGUUUUUGUGGUGUGGGAUAUAUUUAUAUUAUUGCCUAUGUGAAACCAUUAUGUGAGGACAAGCUCUUCUUUUUUUCUGCUCCCAGAAUAAAACAAACCUUAGGAUUCAUUACUGCCAA